AUGGCUAUUCUCAACUCCCUCUUACCACCCCCAAAACUCACUCCUCCACCCCCAAGCCCAAGCCCAUCCUCCAAGCCCAUAUCCCUCCCCUCCCUUCCCGAGCCCAUCCGCCGAGCCGGGCUCGCGGCCCUCCUGUCGGCCUCUCUCUUCCUGGCCCAUCCCGGGCCCACACCGGCCUUCAAGGGCGGCGGGCCCUACGGAAUGGAGGUUACGAGGGGUCAGGACCUCAGUGGCCGGGACUUCAGCGGCCGGGAGCUCGUCCGGCAGGACUUCAAAACUUCCAUUCUCCGGCGAGCCAACUUCCGGGGAGCUCGUUUGCUUGGGGCCAGCUUUUUCGACGCCGAUCUCACCGGAGCUGACCUGUCGGGGGCCGAUUUGAGGGGCGCCGAUUUUUCAUUGGCCAAUGUGGGGAAAGCGAACUUGAGAGGGGCAAUUUUGGAAGGGGCGUUGGCCACGGGGAACACGUCUUUUAAAGGCUCCGACAUAACGGGGGCUGAUUUUACGGACGUGCCGUUGAGGGACGAUCAGCGGGAGUAUCUGUGUAAGGUGGCGGACGGAGUUAAUCCGGUCACCGGAAAUGAGACGAGGGAGACUUUGCUCUGUAAGUAA
Striga asiatica is the source of this 609-nucleotide messenger RNA. The record is from the annotation of a GenBank genome assembly. NCBI's taxonomy places the organism in Eukaryota, Viridiplantae, Streptophyta, Magnoliopsida, Lamiales, Orobanchaceae.